AUGAGAAUCGCUGCUGUAUUGUUGGUUGUUCUUAUGGUCAGCUUGGCUUCUGCCUCUGUCCACUUCCAAGAGACCUUCGGUGACGACUGGACUUCCAGAUGGGUCGCCUCAAAGUGGAAGGUCGAGGAUGGAACUGCAGGAAAGUUCAUCCAAACUGCUGGAAAGUGGUAUGGUGAUGCCCAAGAUGAUAAGGGUAUCCAGACUACCCCAGAUGCCCGUUUCUACGCCACCUCUGCCAAGUUCACUCCUUUCUCCAAUGAGGGCAAGGAUUUGGUCGUUCAAUUCACCGUCAAGCACGAGCAGAAGCUCGACUGUGGUGGAGCCUACAUCAAGCUGUUGCCAGCCACCGUCGACCAGGAGAACUUUGGCGGAGACUCUGACUACUACAUCAUGUUUGGUCCAGAUAUCUGUGGAAACUCCAAGCGCACUCACUUGAUCUUCAACUACAAGGGCAAGAACCACUUGGUCAAGCGUGACAUCAAGGUCGAGUCCGACCAGUUGACCCACCAGUACACCCUGGUCGUCAAGUCAGACAACUCGUACGUCGUCCUCAUCGACAACGUCGAGGCCCAGUCCGGCACCUUUGUCGAGGACUUUGACUUUUUGCCACCAAAGCAGAUCAAGGAUCCAAACGAGUCCAAGCCAGCCGACUGGGUUGACGAGAAGGAGAUCAACGACCCAGAGGAUGUCAAGCCCGCCGACUGGGACACCAUCCCAGCCACCAUCGUCGACCCAGAGGCCCAGAAGCCCGAGGACUGGAACGAUGAGGACGACGGAGAUUGGGAGGCCCCAACCAUCGCCAACCCAGAGUACAAGGGUGCCUGGUCCGCCAAGAAGAUCCCCAACCCAGAGUACAAGGGUCCAUGGGUCCACCCAAUGAUCGACAACCCCGAGUACAAGGAGGAUGCCGCCAUUUACACUUACAGCAACAUCGGUGCCGUCGGUUUCGAGUUGUGGCAGGUCAAGUCUGGCACCAUCUUUGACAACAUCCUCGUCGCCGACACCGUCGAGGAGGCCAAGGCCUUCUCUGCUGCCCACUUCGAGAAGAACCAGGCUGGCGAGAAGAAGAUGUUCGACGACAUCGAGGCCAAGAGAGCCGAGGAAGAGAAGGCCAAGCGUGACGAGGAGGCCAAGAAGGCCGCCGAGGCUCAGCCCGCCGCCGAGGAGGAGACCGAGGAGGAGGUUGUCAAGACCACCACCAAGGAGGAUGUCAAGGUCACCAAGAAGGCCGACACUCACGACGAGCUUUAA
Acytostelium subglobosum LB1 is the source of this 1251-nucleotide messenger RNA. RefSeq lists its product as hypothetical. The transcript has 2 exons. Bases 1 to 1251 code for a protein of 416 amino acids. Gene Ontology annotation, biological process: protein folding. NCBI's taxonomy places the organism in Eukaryota, Evosea, Eumycetozoa, Acytosteliales, Acytosteliaceae. Gene Ontology annotation, molecular function: calcium ion binding. The record is from RefSeq and is a predicted model, not a curated record. Gene Ontology annotation, cellular component: endoplasmic reticulum membrane; endoplasmic reticulum.